AAGUUAACUAAGCACCCCCCAACCCCGUAAAAUGGGAUGACCCGUAAUUUGGGAUGACUGGAAAGAUUUAACGGCGCAGUAUGUAUUGAAAGGAUUAGCCAUGAACUGUGAGAUACGUCGGAAAGCAGGAGCCAUUCUUUUAUAAUCACAGCUGCUAUGACAGAGUAAAAGAGCCACAGGAUACACGUGUGUACUAUGGUUACCAGGUGACCGGGGUAUUUAUGAAGAACUGGGACUCACUGGAUGAGCAGGGCGUUUGUGCUGCUGACAAGGACUGUGAAGAUGCGUAUAAAGUUUGUCAGAUCUUAGACAUCCCUUUCCACCAGGUGUCCUAUGUGAAGGAGUAUUGGAAUGAUGUGUUCAGUGACUUUUUGCACGAGUAUGAGAAAGGAAGGACUCCAAACCCCGACAUCAACUGUAACAAGCAUAUCAAGUUCAGUUGCUUUUAUCAUUAUGCUGUGGACAAUCUUGGAGCAGAUGCCGUUGCCACUGGCCACUACGCCAGGACCUCACUGGAGGAUGAGGAAGUCUUCGAGCAAAAGCACACUAAGAAGCCUGACAGGCUGUUCAGAAAUCGAUUUGAAGUCAGAAACCCCGUAAAACUUCUCCAAGCAGCUGACAGCUUUAAAGACCAGACCUUCUUUCUCAGCCAGGUUUCCCAGGAUGCCCUGAGAAGAACCAUCUUCCCCCUGGGGGAACUAACAAAAGAUUUUGUAAAGAAAAUAGCUGCGGAGAAUAGCCUCCAUCACGUGCUUCAGAAGAGAGAGAGCAUGGGCAUCUGCUUCAUUGGUAAGAGAAACUUGGAGCAUUUCCUUCUUCAGUAUUUGCAGCCUCGGCCUGGAAAGUUUAUUUCUAUCGAGGAUAAUACAGUACUGGGAACACAUAAAGGUUGGUUCCUGUACACUUUGGGCCAGAGAGCUAAGAUCAGCGGUUUGAGAGAGCCCUGGUACGUGGUGGAGAAGGAUGGCACCAAGGGUGAUGUGCUUGUGGCUCCCCGGGUGGACCACCCAGCUCUGUACAGGGACCUGCUCAGGACCAACCGAGUACACUGGAUUGCGGAGGAACCACCUGCUGCCUUGGUCAGAGACAAGAUGAUGGAGUGCCAUUUCCGAUUCCGCCACCAGAUGGCACUAGUGCCCUGCGUGCUGACUCUCAAUCAGGAUGGCACUGUGUGGGUGACGGCUGUGAAGGCUGUAAGGGGCCUUGCCCUGGGACAGUUUGCAGUGUUCUACAAGGGUGAGGAAUGCCUUGGCAGUGGGAAAAUCCUGCGGUUAGGGCCGUCUGCCUACACGCUCCAGAAGGGCAAGAACAGAACCAGAGUGGCUCCCGAGGCCUCAAGUGACAGCCCAGGCCUGCACCCCACAUCUUGACAAAGGCCAAGGAGGAGGCAUUAGAGCAGUGUCGUCAGUGAUGGGUGUUGGUGCUGCAAGAAUCAACGGGCGGGCUGGCUGCAGAUCCAGGGCAGCCUGAGGAAGGAGGGUCUGCUCUGCUGUUCCAGGAAACCAGAGCGUGCACUGGCUGCUGGCUGCUGGCUUCGGGUCCUAACGCAGCUGCUCUUCCACAGCAUCCAGGAGGCCAACAGAGAAACAGCAUCCAAUAAAACUGUCAAAGUCU
Messenger RNA from Mus pahari (shrew mouse), 1614 nucleotides. It is a transcript of the gene Trmu, whose product is annotated as tRNA 5-methylaminomethyl-2-thiouridylate methyltransferase. Bases 222 to 1370 code for a protein of 382 amino acids. NCBI's taxonomy places the organism in Eukaryota, Metazoa, Chordata, Mammalia, Rodentia, Muridae. Gene Ontology annotation, molecular function: sulfurtransferase activity. Gene Ontology annotation, biological process: tRNA wobble position uridine thiolation. The transcript has 11 exons. Gene Ontology annotation, cellular component: mitochondrion. The record is from RefSeq and is a predicted model, not a curated record.